UCUUCGGUAAAACAUAAAAAAUAAAACUUUAAAAUUAAAAUAAGCACGUGAACACUAGCGACACUGCGGUCAUGUGAUUUCUGUUUUGUUGAAGGGAAUCGAUACCGUUUUCUGAUACCUUCUGUCGCGAUACUUUUACUUUGAAAGGUUGUUUCGAGUGGUUUUCAGCUUAACAUCCAUUCAAGAGCAAUUCAGGCUACAAGAACUCAAACAGGGUUACUUCUGUUGUCAUGGCAGUUCCUCAAGUCCCCAACAUGGGUAGUAGGCAUCUCCUCCUGAUACCUACACUGCUGCUUCUCCUAGCCCUUCCUGUCUCCCAGGGGCGUUACACUGAUGACUUUGAUGAUAGCGAGGACCUGGCAGACUUCGAUGACAAUGACUUUGCCGAGUUUGAGGACAUGAACGACGACCAAGCAGCUGAUGCAGAAACUGCCUCUCCGCCUCAUGCCUCACAGUCCUCGCAGCCUGAGGAAGAUGAAGACGAAGAUGAAGCUACAGUUGAGCUGGAGGAUAGCCAAGAUGGUUUUGAUGACACAGAGACGCAGGAUCAAGACAUAUACAGCAAAUAUGACCAGGAGGAGUUUGAGGGGAUUGGAGACAUGGAGAAAACGGGCCACUCCAUGAAGGACCCCCUCAUAAUUCACACGGUUCCUGCACAUCUGCAGAACAGCUGGGAGAGUUACUACAUGGAGAUCCUGAUGGUGACCGGCCUGUUGGCCUACAUCAUGAACUAUAUCAUUGGCAAGAACAAAAACAGCCGCCUUGCUCAUGCUUGGUUCAACUCACACAGAGAACUUUUAGAGAGCAACUUUGCACUUGUAGGUGAUGAUGGCACCAGUAAAGAACCUGUGAGCACGGGGAAGCUGAAUCAGGAAAACGAACAUAUAUACAACCUGUGGUGCUCUGGACGCGUGUGCUGUGAAGGCAUGCUGAUCCAACUCAAGUUUCUCAAGAGGCAGGACCUGCUUAACGUUCUGGCCAGGAUGAUGAGGCCUACCUGUGACCAAGUGCAAAUCAAAGUGACUUUUAAUGAUGAGGACAUGGACACUUUUGUGUUUGCUGUGGGGUCCAAGAAGGCCAUGGCCAGGCUUCAGAAGGAGAUGCAGGACUUGAGUGAGUUCUGUGGCGACAAGCCAAAGUCUGGGGCCAAGUAUGGGCUCCCAGACUCCUUGGCUAUUCUGAGUGAGAUGGGCGAGGUCACUGAUGGAGUGAUGGACAACAAGAUGGUACAUUAUAUCACCAACCAUGCUGACAAGAUUGAGUCCAUCCAUUUUUCGGACCAAUUUUCUGGUCCAAAAGUUAUGCAAGAGGAGGGUCAGCCCUUAAAGCUGCCUGAGACCAAGAAGACUCUGCUGUUUACAUUUAAUGUGCCUGGCAUGGGCAACACUUCUCCCAAAGACAUGGACACUCUGCUUCCUCUCAUGAACAUGGUGAUCUACAGCAUUGAUAAGGUCAAGAAACUUCGUCUCAACAGAGAGGGAAAACAGAAAGCUGACAGAAACCGCGCCCGUGUGGAGGAGAACUUCCUGAAGCAGACUCACGCUCAGCGCCAGGAAGCAGCCCAGACUCGCCGAGAGGAGAAGAAGAGAGCAGAGAAGGAGAGGAUCAUGAAUGAGGAGGACCCUGAGAGACAGCGUCGUCUGGAGGAAGCAGCCCAGCGACGGGAGCAGAAGAAGAUUGAGAAGAAGCAGAUGAAGAUGAAGCAGAUCAAAGUGAAAGCCAUGUGAAAGACCACCACAGGGACAGGGAUAAAAGCACACAUGAAAGCAGUGCUCAGCUCAGUUUUCUCCAGCUUCUCUGACCACAAUCCACGGCUCCAGCUCACAGUCACUCCAGCAUCAAACCAACAUCCUCUGCCACUGGGUGUGUCAGGUUUAGCCGUUUGUGUAACCACCUGUUCCAUUUAGUGCGGCUAAAUCUUAAAGACUGAGUGAACCUCCUGUGUCAAACGAGAGGGACUUUCACCAUAAUUCACACCAAGAUUUUUUUUUCUUUUUUUGCCAAAUUAUUCAAAACUCUGAAAUCUCUGUUGCUCAGUGAGCUUUUUGAACUAAAUCUACUGGGAAGGAACAUUAUUUGGUGGUACUGAGCCACAUUUUAAAAUAAAUCUAUAGUAUUGUUGUGGUUUCAUUGGAACUUUAUUGGCAUUAAUAUAAUCUUAAAUGAUACAAUCAAGAAAAUUUUUAUUUAUAUCUGCAAUGAUACUUUCAGGCUGUUGUUAUCUGAGCAAACAAUAAAUGCACUGGAGUCUGUUGGAAAA
Monopterus albus (swamp eel) is the source of this 2260-nucleotide messenger RNA. It is a transcript of the gene ccdc47, whose product is annotated as coiled-coil domain containing 47. Gene Ontology annotation, cellular component: endoplasmic reticulum. The record is from RefSeq and is a predicted model, not a curated record. Gene Ontology annotation, biological process: endoplasmic reticulum calcium ion homeostasis. NCBI's taxonomy places the organism in Eukaryota, Metazoa, Chordata, Actinopteri, Synbranchiformes, Synbranchidae. The coding region runs from base 231 to 1727 and encodes 498 amino acids. Gene Ontology annotation, molecular function: calcium ion binding. The transcript has 13 exons.